AUGGGUCGUAUGCACAAUCCCGGAAAGGGUAUUUCCCGAUCAACUUUGCCAUACCGUCGCUCUGUUCCCGGAUGGUUGAAGCUCAACUCUACCGAUGUUGAAGAGCACAUCGAACGUUUGGCUCGUAAAGGUCUUCGUCCAUCUCAAAUUGGUGUGAUCCUCAGGGAUUCUCAUGGUGUAGCUCAAGUACGCCGUGUAUCCGGAAACAAGAUUGUCAGAAUUCUGAAGAAGAAGGUAUGUUUUUUUUAUUUUUUGCUGUUUUACGUUAAGGAUAUUUGUUGCUGGAUUAGCGGUAUUCGACUUUAAAAUUGGCUUUUUUACUUUUCCAAUUGUUUUUAGCUAAUUUUUCUUGAGUAAUAUUAACAAAGGUUUACUUUUUUAUGUUAGCUUCAUUCUAUUUUUGCAGGGUAUGGCCCCAGAAAUCCCAGAGGAUUUGUACCACUUGAUCAAGAAGGCUGUCAACAUCCGCAAACAUUUAGAGCGUUGCCGCAAGGACGUUGACUCCAAAUACCGUCUCAUUUUGGUAGAGUCCCGUAUCCACCGUUUGGGCCGUUACUACAGAACCAAGAGACAACUUCCCCCAACCUGGAAAUACGAAUCCGCCACUGCUUCUGCUCUCGUCUCGUAA
This is a messenger RNA of Bursaphelenchus okinawaensis, 628 nucleotides long. Lineage: Eukaryota; Metazoa; Nematoda; Chromadorea; Rhabditida; Aphelenchoididae. The record is from the annotation of a GenBank genome assembly.